Andrographis paniculata is the source of this 1269-nucleotide messenger RNA. RefSeq names its product protein SRC2-like. NCBI's taxonomy places the organism in Eukaryota, Viridiplantae, Streptophyta, Magnoliopsida, Lamiales, Acanthaceae. The transcript has a single exon. The coding region runs from base 127 to 1062 and encodes 311 amino acids. Gene Ontology annotation, biological process: defense response. The record is from RefSeq and is a predicted model, not a curated record.
CUCUAUGGUUUGGCCGUUUCGUAUUCAUCGUAAUCUCCGUCUCUUCUUUUCCCCUGUCCCUCUCCUAAGUUCUUCAUUUUCUCUCUCUAAAAAUUUCUGCAAUUUCCUCUGUUCCAGAUCCAAUCCAUGGAGUAUCGAACGCUGGAAGUGAUUCUGCAGUCCGGAAUGGAUCUGAACAAGGUGAAUUUAUUCACUAAGAUGGAUGUAUACGUCGUCGUUUCGAUCUCCGGCGGGGAUGUGAACCAAAUUCAAAAAACAAAGUCGCCGGUGGAUCACGACGGAGAUGCAAACCCUAAUUGGAAUUUUCCGAUGAAAUUCACGAUCGACGAGGCGCUGCUACAGAUGAACCGCCUCGCGCUCAAUUUCAAGCUUAUUUGCCAGCGAGCUUUGGGAGACAAAGACGUCGGCGACGUCACCAUACCGAUUAAGGAGCUUCUCGAUUCGCAAUCGAAGGGCGGCGCCGCCGACGGAAAGAAGACGGCGAGUUACCAAGUCAGGAAGCCGAGCGGAAAGCCUAAAGGUCAGCUCACCUUCUCCUAUAAUUUAAGCGAAAAAUCUACCAGUGCGGCGACGGCGACGGCGGCGGCGCCGCCGCCCUACGGAUCUGCAAUUCCGUUUGCGCCUCAGUCUGGUAAGGCUGAACCCGAACCGGUUACGGCUUAUCCGGCCGGUCCGAGUUCGGGUUAUCCACCGACCGGAGUUUAUCCUCCCCCGGCCGGGUACGCUGGACCGGAAUCCGGCUCGCACUACCCUCCACCACCAGCAUACCCUAAACCCGACGGCGGCGGUUAUUAUCCACCACCACCGCCCGGAGGAUACAGUUACCCACCGCCGCCGCCGCCUGGAUACGGAUAUCCCCAGCCACCGGCACAACCUGGGUAUGGUUACCCUCCUCCGCCGGGUUACGGAUAUGGGCCGCCGGUUCAGCCGGCUCAGCCGAAGAAGAAUAAGUUUGGGGGUUUGGGAUUAGGCGCCGGUCUGCUCGGCGGCGCCAUUGGUGGCCUGCUCGUCGGAGACAUGAUUUCCGAUGCUGCUGAUUUCGACGGCGGGUUUGAUUUCUAAUAACUCUGCAUAAUCCAUACCGGUUUUCGUUCCAUUUUCAAUAAUGAUCUUUCUUUUUCUUUUUUUAAAUCUUCAAAUAUGUUUGGAUUCCAGUUUUUGCAAAUAUGGUGUAAUUUUCUUGCGAAAAUCCUCUUGACUUUCGAUGUUUCUGCUUUGUGAAUUGUGUGAUGAAUUGAUGGGACUAGAAUCAUAGCUGCUUUCAAUUUA